Megalobrama amblycephala (Wuchang bream) is the source of this 2341-nucleotide messenger RNA. RefSeq names its product NDUFA4 mitochondrial complex associated like 2a (gene ndufa4l2a). NCBI's taxonomy places the organism in Eukaryota, Metazoa, Chordata, Actinopteri, Cypriniformes, Xenocyprididae. The record is from RefSeq and is a predicted model, not a curated record. The transcript has 4 exons. The coding region runs from base 113 to 358 and encodes 81 amino acids.
UGUCACUCUCUCAAUCUCUCUCUCUCUUCAAACAAACUCCCAUUCCUCCCUCCCUUUCUUAGCAGCUGUAACACGGACACACACACACUUCUGCUCUUAUUCUCCAGUAAACAUGCUGCAGAAACUCCGAGAUCAGAUCAAGAAACAUCCUGGACUCAUCCCACAGUUUUUCUUCAUCUGUCUGGGCAUGGGUGGAGCCUUCCUUUAUUUGUUUCGUCUUGCCAGAGGACCUCAUGUCACCUGGAACAAGAGCAGUAACCCUGAGCCCUGGAACCAGCUCAGUCCGAGCUACCAAUACAAGUUUGUGGCCAUUAACACAGACUAUAAAAACCUGAAGAAGGAAGGACCAGACUUCUGAAAGCAUCAUGGUUGUUGGCUCAACUUUCAUCAUGAGAUGCCCUUGUACCUCACGUGCAAAUACAAACAAUUAUUUUUUUUUAAUCUAAUAAUGAGUAAAAUAAAACAAAUGUAGGGUGAUUUGCGAAGAAGACCCAUUUAAAACUUGUUUAAGAGAAAUUACACUUUUAUAUCUUCACAAAACUUGCUGAUAGAAGUACUAAUUAGCUUGAGAUUAAUUCACUGAAAAAAAUGACUAGACUAGUGUUACUUUUAUUUAUGUGCAUUAGACAUUAAGCUUUACAGAGACCCCCAAAAUUGCAGAGAUAACAUGACCUCCCUCAAGUGAGCAUGAGAAAGGGCAAAAGGAAGACGAGCAGAUGUUUGUCUUUCUGUAAACAGAACCUGAAGAGCAGAGACUCAUGGGAAGGAGAUUGAGGUCCUCAGGCCCGCCCUUGAAGUCUGUGAUUAUUUGGACAAGCAGCAUCUGUUCAGAGUGACAAACUGAUACUCUCAAUCAAGGAGAACAACACGCAUGUUUCUCUCACUAUCUUUCUAUCUGCACUUUUUUUUAAUCAAAAUUUUUAUCAUCACUGCCAUCCAACCAUCUUACAACACACGUUCUCCUCGCUGAGUUGGCAAACCGUACAAACAAACACAGGAAAUAGGCAGUCAUUAGACUUACAGUGUUUACUCUUCAGACCCCCAGAGAUUUUAAAAGAACACAUAUAAAGAUGCAAACAUUUUAUGCAUGUCCUUAGCUACUGACAAAAAUCCCAUAAACUGGGAAUGAACUAAGGAGGUUUGUUUUGUUUGAUUUCCAGUGACUCAACAGACAGAUUCUCUUCUCUUAAACUGACUAAACUCAUGUCACAGUGUGCGUAGUAUUGAUAAUAAUUUAGUAACAUGCAAUAAACCAAACUGUAAAAUGAUUUUAAAUUACAAUACUGUGAAGGUAAAAUGCACUUCAAAAACUGACAAUGGACGCAGAGCUUUAUUUACACCAGUGAAUUGAGUUACUGUGAUGAAUUGAGGGGGUCUGAUGACCAAACUCUACACGAUAUGAAAUACAAGAUUUUUACAUUUUAAUGGAAGUUUGAGCAAAACGUGCCAUCAGAGGCUUCUGUACAUAGCAGGGAAGGCUAAAAUUUAGAGAAUUUGGUCCCUUUUUUGUUCAUGAGAAAUACUGAUUUGAAUUAGAAUCAUGUUCAUGCACAUAUUUUGUUAAUUUAACUUUAAACAUUUCAAUUCAUGAACAAUUAGGAAACAUUUUGGAGAAAAAAACAUACAUAAAAUAUAGGAUAAUCAUAAAAACUAUGGAUGCACCGAAUAUUCGGCCACCGAAAAUUGACCCAAAAGUGCAUUUUCGGUCGAAAGACUUUUAUCACUGAAACAAUACGGCCGAAAUGUUGUGAUGACGCAAACAGAAACCGCGAGAUCAGCUCCCCUGAUGCAUCUGUAGCAGACGUUAUUCCUUUAAUCGCAGCACUAAAGCAUUGCAAUGUGCUAAAUAAAUAUUUGCAUAAUUUACAAUUGAUUUAUUCUUUGAAACUUUAAUAUUAAUUUAUGCAAUUGCAAUGCCUUGAUUUUAGUAAAGUUAGUACACAGUCAUAGCCAUAAAUGCAAUGGUACUAACAAUUGGCAUAAUUUCUUUCGGUUUCCGGUUUUCGGCCUUGGUUUCCUCUUUUUCGGUUUUUGGUUUUGGCCAAGAAUUUUCAUUUCGGUGCAUCCCUAAUAAAACAUUUAUUUAUUGACUUUUACCUACAGAUAUAGGCCUUUUUUACCAUGGUGUUUGCCACAGUAAUUAUGCAUUUACUGCUCUAAGUGGUGCUGUAAUGGGUGAUGCCCUGGUUCACACACUGUGAGACAAAAUAUAUUCAGUUUCACAUUGCUGGUUUGCAUAGAGUUCAGUGUUUGUAUUCCCUGUACAUUUUGAUACAGUUUGAGCAAUAUAGCCUAUAUUCUGUUUUGUGCAAAAUGAAUAAAGAGCACUUCUGCAAAAAAA